AUGAAGGUUGAGUUUGCACCACGGUCUGUGCCACUGCAGAGAAGGCUUCAGACAGCAUCAGUGGCUCAAUGGGUCUUCAGCUUCCUGUGUCUAGCACAGUGCUGUACAGUUGCCUUCAUCGCCCUCUUCUUCACUCCUUUUUGGCUGGUCAGUGCCCUCUAUGCUGCAUGGUGGUUAAUAGACAGGGAGAAACCCAGGAAGGGUGGGCGGCGGAUCCACUUCUUCCGGAACGGCAUCGUCUGGAGGUACAUGAAGGACUAUUUCCCCGUCACGUUGGUGAAGACAGCAGAGCUGGACCCUCGGCAGAACUACCUGCUGGGAUUUCAUCCCCAUGGAGUCCUGGCAGUUGGAGCCUUUAUCAAUUUCUGCACAGAGGCAUCUGGCUUUUCCACACUCUUCCCAGGCAUCACGCCCCACCUGAUGAUGCUUUCUCUGUGGUUUCGCUUCCCGUUCUUCAGGGAUUAUUUGAUGAGUGGAGGCCUCAUCCCCUCUGACAAGGACAGUGCAUCAUAUGUGCUGCAGAAGCCAGAGGGUGGGAACCUGCUGGCCAUCAUUGUUGGUGGGGCACAGGAGGCACUGGAUGCCCAUCCAGGAUCCUUCACCUUGCUGCUGAAGAACAGGAAGGGAUUUGUGCGCCUGGCCAUCCAGCAUGGCACACCUCUGGUCCCUGCCUUUUCCUUUGGGGAGAACAACAUCUUUGAUCAGGUGAAGAAUCCUAAGGGCUCCUGGCUGAGGAGGAUUCAGUACUGUCUCCAGCAGAUCAUGGGCAUCUCCCUUCCCCUCUUCCAUGCACGAGGCAUCUUCCAGUACAGCUUUGGGCUGAUACCCUACCGACGGCCCAUCUGCACCGUGGUUGGGAAGCCAAUUCCAGUGCAGAAGAGGCAUGAACCCUCGGAGGAAGAAGUUGAUCAAGUCCAUCAAAAAUAUCUAAAUGAAUUGUCCAACCUCUUUGAGAAGCACAAAGCUAAAUAUAAUAUCCCAGAAGAAAGCCACUUGGAAUUUAUAUAG
Poecile atricapillus (Black-capped chickadee) is the source of this 1008-nucleotide messenger RNA. RefSeq names its product monoacylglycerol O-acyltransferase 2 (gene MOGAT2). Gene Ontology annotation, cellular component: endoplasmic reticulum membrane. The transcript is spliced from 6 exons. Gene Ontology annotation, molecular function: diacylglycerol O-acyltransferase activity; 2-acylglycerol O-acyltransferase activity. Lineage: Eukaryota; Metazoa; Chordata; Aves; Passeriformes; Paridae. The coding region runs from base 1 to 1008 and encodes 335 amino acids. The record is from RefSeq and is a predicted model, not a curated record. Gene Ontology annotation, biological process: diacylglycerol biosynthetic process; triglyceride biosynthetic process.